Argiope bruennichi is the source of this 2520-nucleotide messenger RNA. Its product is annotated as fatty-acid amide hydrolase 2-B-like. The coding region runs from base 290 to 1906 and encodes 538 amino acids. The record is from RefSeq and is a predicted model, not a curated record. NCBI's taxonomy places the organism in Eukaryota, Metazoa, Arthropoda, Arachnida, Araneae, Araneidae. The transcript has 8 exons.
AAACGGUGUUUCUGUGCUAAGCGGAAGGUAAGGAUUUCCACUUUCCCACUCACUUUCACUUUUGACGGUGGCUCGCAGAAGAUCACAGUCACGGCUCUCUCAGGGCACAACAUUUGAUCACUUACUUCCUCUUAUGCCUCGGUUUUGAAGCUUUUGCAUCCAUUUGGAAAGACCUCUCUAAAUACAAUCAGUAAAUCAUCUCGAUUCUCACUUGCCCACCGUCAUAGUUGUGGAAUCAAAAUUGCUUUACUUUGAUCUUUCCGAAAGUUGAGCUGCUAAUAAAAAGAAGAUGUCCAUUCUCUUCAAAAACAAAGCUUUGUCCUAUGUUGUGCGAUUCUUCCGAAGAACGAUCGAAUUGAUCACCCGAUUUGUCUUGUUCCUCAAGUACUGCGGCCGCGCGAAAAAGUUGGCUGACAUCGAAGAUCCUAUCCUGUUGGAACCCGCUUACAACUUAGCGGCGAAGAUUCGUAGAGGAGAGAUUCGAAGCUCAGAUGUGGUGAAAUCUUACAUCAGUCGAAUUGAAGCUGUGCAACCGUUGAUCAAUGCCUGCGUUGACAACAGAUUUGAGGAAGCCUUCGAAGAAGCCAAGAUGGUGGACGCUCUCAUCAGUUCGGGCAACAAGACCGUGGAAGAAAUGGAGAGGGAAACCCCUUUCUUGGGGGUUCCCUUCUCUGCGAAGGAAGCCGUGUCUGUGAAGGGCCUUUUUGCGACCGGCGGCGCCGUGUUUCGCAAAGGGUCCAAGGCGGAGGGCGACUGCGACGCGGUCCGGCUGUUCCGCGAGGCCGGAGGGAUACCCCUCGUGGUCACCAACACCAGCGAAAUGUGCUUGUGGUGGGAAACCUACAACAAGCUGCAUGGAAAGACCAAGAAUCCCUACGACACAACCCGCACACCUGGAGGAAGCAGUGGUGGUGAAUCUUCUCUUCUUACCGCAGCUGCUUCUGUAAUAGGUAUUGGAACUGAUUUGGGAGGAAGCAUUAGAAUCCCAGCUUUGUUCAGUGGAAUUUUCGGCCACAAGCCUUCAACUGGCGCUGUAUCCAGUGAGAAUCAAUAUCCGGUGGUCAAUGAAGGUGUUCGCCAAAUGAUCAGCACAGGACCCAUGUGCCGGUAUGCAGUUGAUCUGUUGCCCAUGAUGAAAGUGCUCUCCGGGGAUAAGAGACAAAUGCUCAGAUUGGACGAACCGGUGAAUGUGAAGAAAUUGCGAAUUUUUUACAUGGAAGAUGACGGUGGAUAUCCCUUCCGAACUCCAGUGUCGCGUGAAAUGAAAAAGGCAUUGAGGAAGGCUGUAAGGCAUUUCGAAACCAUCUGUGAAGUGAAACCCCAGAAGAUAUUCCAGGAAAAAUUACAGGACGCUGUGGAGACUUGGGUGUGCGUCGUCGAAGCUCUUAAUGACCAACAGCUGCGCAAUGAGAUCGUGGGCUAUCAGAAAAAGCUGAAUUUCACAAAGGAAGUCUUCAAAUCCAUGGCUGGCAAAUCCAAGCAUACAUUUCCAGUCAUCUGCUUGGCCAUACUCGACAAGUACAUUCGAAAUUUCGAUGUCAAACUGGCGGAACCUUUCUUCAAGCUACGGGAUGAACUCCUAGAAGAAUUCAACCAACUUUUAGGAGAAGAUGGCAUCUUCCUGUACCCCACGUAUCCAGAUGUAGCACCUUACCACAUGGAAAUGUUAUUCCGACCCUUCAAUAUCGGAUAUAGCGUCAUCUUCAAUAUUCUUGGUUUGCCAGUUACCCAAUGUCCUCUGGGCCUUGGUGACAAAGGACUUCCUUUAGGAAUGCAAAUCAUUGGUGCCAUGAAUCAGGAUAGGGUGACGAUGGCUGCUUCUGUAGAGCUAGAAAGGGUGCUCGGUGGUUGGAUCAGCCCGUGCGAUAUUAGAAAGUCAUCGAUCAAGUUAACGGAAGUUGUGUAAAACCUCCUAUUACUUCUCAAGACAAAGAACUUGGUAGCUCAUUUCUUUUAUCUACAUUCUACAAUCAGUAUGAUUUCAUUGUCAACCACCCAACGCAGUUUUCCAAAGAGAGGGAUUCUUAUACUAUAUACCGAUCUACUGUCAUGUCUCUUAAUUCAUAGCUGUGCUAUGCCAUGUUAUUUCGUAUAAUAUAUAUCUUAGACAAAGCAUAUUAACGCAAAAUAUCUAAGUGUCAACUGUUGAAGCCUAGGAAAUUACCACGAGUUUUAAGAUUUGAUUUAUCAAUGAAAAACAAUUUUAAUCAUGUGCCAACUGCAUUGACACAAGAAUAUGCAUUUAUUUAGUCACUCAUAAUUCAGAAACAUAAAUAUCGUUCUUCAGAUAUCGUCCGAUGUUUUAAAUGAUUCUUAAACAUUGCCUGUUUACAUGUUAUUCGAAACAAGAUCUCUCAUUUUUAUACUAUUUUAGUCUUUGUAGAAUUAUAUCAGUGUAGUUUAGUUUACUUAAAGAAUUCUCAUUAUUAAUUUAAUGGUGGUGUUUUGUGUUUAUUCAUUUUGGUGAUUACCAUUUUGGCUCUGAUUUUUAGGAGAAAUAUUACUGGAUUUUUGUACAUA